Sugiyamaella lignohabitans is the source of this 993-nucleotide messenger RNA. It is a transcript of the gene CAK1, whose product is annotated as cyclin-dependent protein kinase-activating kinase CAK1. NCBI's taxonomy places the organism in Eukaryota, Fungi, Ascomycota, Dipodascomycetes, Dipodascales, Trichomonascaceae. Bases 1 to 993 code for a protein of 330 amino acids. Gene Ontology annotation, cellular component: nucleus. Gene Ontology annotation, molecular function: cyclin-dependent protein serine/threonine kinase activity; ATP binding. Gene Ontology annotation, biological process: regulation of mitotic cell cycle; protein phosphorylation. The record is from RefSeq and is a predicted model, not a curated record. The transcript has a single exon.
AUGGACCGAUAUACGAAAAUCAAAAAAGUUGGUCAUGGCUUAUUUUCGGAGGUUUAUAGUGCCAGGCUUGCCAAUCCUACAACUGCCACUGGAGGUAUCGAUGUUAAAAGUAAUGACACUUCCUUGGUGGCUUUAAAAAUAACUAUACCUGAAGAUGAGAGACCCCCACACAAUUCAAAGAAUGAAUUGAGGAUUUUGAACAAGAUACAGGAGAAUAAGUCACCGAAUAAAAAGUAUAUCAUAUCACUUCUAGAUACCUUUACGCAUUCGGCCGAGGAGUUUGAACUGAUCUUGGUCCUACCAUAUCUUCAAUAUAAUUUGCAUUCAGUUCUUCAUUCGCAUCGCAAAGCCAAAUAUCCAAGAGGUUGGCAUAAUAAGCUUCCAGUAAGGAGAAGCUAUGAAAUCAUACUUGAAAUCUGUAAAGGUUUGGAGUUUCUACACGAUGAGUGUGGGAUCAUACAUCGUGAUAUUAAGCCGGAAAAUAUUCUCUUUGACAGUUUAACAGGGCAACCAGUCAUCAUUGACUUUGGAAUAUCGUGGAUUGGCCCAGACAACAAUUGCACAGAACCUCCCAGUAACAAGAUCACCGAUGUUGGCACGACAGUGUAUCGAGCGCCAGAGCUGCUAUUUGGAAUUACAUCAUAUUCGUCAGCCAUUGAUAUGUGGGCACUGGGAUGUGUAGCAAGCCUUAUGUUUAGUUAUGAUGGCAUGAAUAUGUUUGAGCCUUACAAAGGCGAGUUGGCUUUAUUCUGUAGUCAAACUGAGAUUCUUGGUGCACCUACUGUCGAAACCUGGCCCGAAAUAGCUGGCAUCGAUAGCUUUACACAUAUGAAUUUUAACAGUAAUCCUCUGCCAAAUCUUGCUUGUAGGGUCCCACUUGCACCGGACGAGUUUGUGCCUGUUAUUUCAGGAUUGUUGACAUUUGAGUCGACACAACGCACCACGGCAUCAAAGCUCCGAAAAUUGCUAGAACAGUUUCUGUCAGGUCUGUGA